AAUACUGCGAAAGUGUUAAAUUGUUAAACUGCUUUGUUUGUUUUUGUUACCGGAUGACUGCAAAAUAAAACAAUGAUGGCUGCCUCCUGUACACAACCUGUUGUUGUUCCUGAAAACUAUUUCCCUGCCUUUAAAGUUGAGGUUCUUUUGCAUGCUCCUAUUCAAGUCUACCAAACAUCUGAGGCAGAUCUUCACAUUGAUUUGAUGAUGCUUUGUUACCAGCUAGACACAAUAUGUAAGCAAGGCUUAGCAAAAUCUCCUGAAACAAAACGAGCAAGCAUAUUGCGCAACAGUAAAGCAACUCUGGUCUACAACAAUAUUCAGCAAGUCUUGUUUAAGUUGCUCAAGUCCACUAACUCUGGGAAUAUUGCAUCAUUUCCCAUUGACUCUGGGCUGGAAGAGUUGUUUCCACGUGUAUCUGCUUACAUGGCAGGAAAUGAACAUUUGAUUUCAAGUUUCAAAUCCCCUGCUGUAGAUGAAUACUUCUCACAGCUUUCCUCCAUGCAUCACCUGCUGUCUCUUUCUAAACAAAUACAUGAGGAGGUGGAGAGUCAAUCACGACCUAAAUAUUUGGCACACCAGUUGGCAAUACUAUAUCAAGCUAUUGUGAAUUUGCCUUCUGGAGAAAAUGUUUUCUCAAAGCAUAAGAAAAAUUUAGAAGAAAAUUUUCCAAUUCUGAAAAGACAUCUUGCAGAGCUGCCAGAAGAAGGUGAAAGUUUGUCUUCUGAAGUAAGAGAAUGGGUGCUGGAUUUUACUGACAGUUUGAUGCAAGGGAUCCGAUCCAUGCCAUCAGCCAUGACAAGAGAACUUCUACCCCUAGCUAUGUCAUUCACGUCAAUGUCCUAGCAGAUCCUUCAUUAUUUGCUCAACUCAUUGACAUUAAGUGCAAAAGAUUGAAGUGGUUCUGUGUAAUGCUGAAGACAUUGUUGAUCUCACUGAAACAAAAGUUUUAGGAAUAACAAUAAGACCUAUGUACAAGUUGUUGUUUUCUCCCUUCAUAUCUCAAUUGCUACAUUCCACAAAUUGUUGUCCCUAACAUCUUCAAGUAAAUUUGUUUAGAAGCAGACUUGAAGGUUGUUUUGUUGGCCGGUGCUUUAAGGAUGAUGUUUUAUUGUAAAGUAAAGUUUCCCUUUCAGACCGUGCAAUCUAUGGGACAGAUGAUGUAAAGGUCAUCUGUUUCUGUGGUCCACGGUUAACGAGAGUAUCAUUUGGCCAGCACAACAACCAUGUUUUAUUGUAAUAUAAACAAUGCUUUGUAUUCAAUGCCAACAUCAUAGAUGUAUAAAUGUAUAAACAAACACUGGAGGAAACAUUUUCAUCUCUUUUUAUUGUGUUUUUUUUUAAAUAUUGGUAAAGAAAGUAUUGGUUUUAGAAUUACAACUUUGUAUAAGCUUUCUUUCUGAUAUUUCUUUCACUUGUUAAGUGUGUAGCCAUUUCACCACAAGUCCCACUAAGUUCUGUAUAAAGUGACUGUAGAGAAACUGAACCAUUUCCUAUCUCAAGACUUAGUUGAUUUUUGCAUUGAAGUGAGGACAUUUGAAACAUUAUUUCUAAUUUAUUAAUUCAACAUAACCUUUAGAUGAGAGAAAUAUAACCUUGAUCAUUAGUUCAUGAUUUUAAAUUGUUUUCCAAUACGAAAACAGUUUGGCUUGUUCAGUACCUGCUACAUAUGUGGUAAAUUGUAUAUGGGUUGUCAUUUUUGUAUACGUGAUAAAUAGGUGAUCAUAACUGAUUUUUUUUUUUUGGCAGUUUAGGCUAAUGGUAGAGUAAUUUGAAACUAACACUGCAAGUAAUGUAGCAUGCAUGGCCUAAGCUCUGCAUUCACCUAGAACUAAAAAAAAAACAAAAGUCACAACUUAUUUUUAUUACCUUUUGCUAUAUUGGCCUGAGAAAAAAUUCUUCAUUUUCUGAACAUAAUUCUAGAAUAGAUUGUUGACUCUCCGAAACGUAGCCACUCUGGACCUAUGCUAUGUCCUUGACAGCUACCUGUAAUUCUUUUCCUUCACAACAUUUUACCCCACACACCACCACCCACAGAUUCUGUGUGAAUAUAUUCUGGCUUUUUUUAUUUUAAUAUUUAUGCAAAUUUAGUAUUAAAUAAUUGUGGUUUAUGCUUACAAAUGAUUUCUGUAGCAAUAAAUAAACACAAUCAUUAGCUCUCCUGAUGGUCUCUACACUCUGAAAUGUGAGGAUGAAUCUACUAUAUAAGCAUUUGAUAUCGAAGGGAUUGACUUGUAUAUCACAAAAGAUUUGUUGUAGUAUUUGAAUGCUUUUAAAUUGUCUAUUGGUGAGAUUUACUGUUGUUAUCUCAUGUUGAAUAGGAAACGUGCAAGAUGUGUUGAAAUGUUCUUGAUGUUAUUCUGUUCUCUCUGACCAACUAUCUUUUGCUAUGGCACACACCAACAAACAAAAAUAUGUUUUAUUAACCUACGUUUAAUGUUAUAGACAAAGUGGCCCAUUAAUUAGAUUUUAAAUUACAUUAUUACAUUUACAUUAUAGAAACUAUUAACUUACAAAUCUCUUUUGAUGCUUUUGUAUUUUUGAUAUAUUUUUUUUUCUUUUUUCUUUAUAUUUUUACAUAGUUUUUUUUACAUUUUAUAUGUUAAUCUACUUUCUGAUGCAUAAUCUUAUAUGUAGCAUAACAAUGCAUAAUAUUAAUUUUAUAAUCCAUUUUUCUUUUUUUUUUAGUGGGUCCUGUACAGAAAUGUAUUAUCUUGUGUUUCUGUUGUCUGUCUGUCAUAUCAGUAUCUCAGAAACGUAAAGUUCUAAUUAAAAUCAAAUUUCUUCAUCAUUAAUAAAUAUAUGUGACAGCUACAAACUUCUUGAACCAUAUUCAGUAGGCAUGUUGUAUAAAUGUACAUAUGAAAUAUAAAAAACUUACAUUAAGCCGUAUUAUAUACAAAAUGAACAAUCUAGUUCACCAUCGUCAUCAUCAUGAUCAAAAUUUGUGCAACAAUAACAUGAGGUCUUUCAAAAACAUAUUGUUUUCAAAAUUAAGUUUGCAUAUUUUAUCAUCUCAUCUGUUCCUUGACAUUUGUCACAGAUGCUGUGACAAUUCGCAUAACCAAAUUCCACCUUUUUUAUUGGUCAUAAGGUUGCUGUGUGACAAUUCAUAUAACCAUAUUCCACCAGUUGUUUUUUUUUAUUGUAGGGGUGCUGUGACAAUACGCACAAGGUUAGUUGUUUUUGUUUUAAGCUUUGUUGUACAUUUACUAAAAUAAUAGUAAGGAAAUGUCUUCAGGUUUGAAGAUUAUGGAAGAAUGCAGUUUUUCAGGUGGCUACACAGACCUAGCCAAGACCUAUAUUUUAUGUCAUAUCUGAGGCAGACAAAGCUGUACAUUAUGAGAUAGAACUGUACAAUACGAUCAAAUCUUUCUGUUUUUUUUUUUUGUUUUUUUAAUAAUCAUUUUUUAUACAUGCUGUUAUACUUUCUAUUUUUAUUUUUUUUUUGUAACUGACAUCAGUGAUUUUUUGUUUUGUUUUUGUUGUACUGUUGUUAAAAUAAACAUUCCAUGACUCUGA
This is a messenger RNA of Biomphalaria glabrata, 3522 nucleotides long. RefSeq lists its product as uncharacterized. The record is from RefSeq and is a predicted model, not a curated record. The transcript is spliced from 8 exons. NCBI's taxonomy places the organism in Eukaryota, Metazoa, Mollusca, Gastropoda, Planorbidae. The coding region runs from base 73 to 846 and encodes 257 amino acids.